Messenger RNA from Scylla paramamosain (green mud crab), 1858 nucleotides. Its product is annotated as TBC1 domain family member 22B-like. Lineage: Eukaryota; Metazoa; Arthropoda; Malacostraca; Decapoda; Portunidae. The transcript is spliced from 5 exons. Gene Ontology annotation, biological process: activation of GTPase activity. The record is from RefSeq and is a predicted model, not a curated record. Gene Ontology annotation, molecular function: GTPase activator activity. The coding region runs from base 499 to 1209 and encodes 236 amino acids.
CUCUCUCUCUCUCUCUCUCUCUCUCUCUCUCUCUCUCUCUCUCUCUCACAUUCUCUCUCUCCCCGCAGACAGUGAGCGCGACAUGGUAAGGACAGAGAAGUUCCUGGAGGUGAUCAACGCAGCCAACACUUCCCUGCCGGAGCUGCGGAAACUGUCUUGGUCUGGCAUUCCCUCACAAGUCCGUGCUGUGGCUUGGAGGUAAUUAAAUGUAUGUAUGUAUGUGUGUAUGUAUGUGUGUGUGUUAGGUAGUACUAGUGAAGUUAUGAAUGUUUUUGUUUGUCUGUUAAUUUUUAGUAAUAUAAAAUAAAAAAAAAAAAACACAUUAAUUUCUCUCUCUCUCUCUCUCAGGGCUACCUCCCAGCAAACUCAGAGAGACGAGAGGACACGCUGCGAAGGAAACGAGAGGAAUAAUGGAGUUUUGUGGACCAGUACUAUGGCACGAGGCACGAGGAUAUCCACCAAGAUACCUUUAGACAGAUUCACAUUGACAUCCCACGCAUGUCUCCCCUGAUUCCGUUGUUCCAACAAACAAUCGUACAAGAAAUGUUUGAGCGCAUUCUGUACAUCUGGGCCAUCCGUCACCCUGCCUCAGGUUACGUGCAGGGGAUCAACGACCUUGUCACACCCUUCUUCAUCGUCUUCCUUCAUGAGGUGGUUCCUAAAGAGGAGAGCCUGGACACAUACGAGGUGGAGAAGAUUGAAGCGGAGCAGCGGGCGGUGGUGGAGGCAGACAGCUUCUGGUGUAUGUCAAAGCUGCUGGAUGGAAUACAAGACAACUACACUUUUGCACAGCCAGGCAUUCAAAGCAAAGUGCAACAGCUCGGCGAACUUAUGAAGAGGAUAGAUGUCAAUCUCCACCAGCACUUGGCCAGACAUGAGAUAGACUACCUUCAAUUUUCCUUCCGAUGGUUCAACAACUUGCCAAUGAGGGAGAUGCCCCUAGGCUGCACCGUCAGGCUCUGGGACACACUGCACGCUGAACCUGACGGCUUCUCCCACUUCGUGCUCUAUGUGUGUGCUGCGUUCCUCACCUACUUCUCCCAGCACCUCAUGAACCAGAGGGAUUUCCAGGGCUUAAUGCUGCUGCUUCAGAAUCUGCCAACAUCCUCUUGGUCAGACACGGAGAUCAGUCUGCUGGUGGCCGAGGCAUUCAGGUUGAAGUACACAUUUGCUGAUGCGCCAAACCACCUCCAGACACCUCGGAAGUGAUGCCACACCCAGCACAACAGUGGAGCAACACCAGGAAACCAUAGAAACAAACAGAAUCCACCAAAUGUCACCAAAAUAGCCAAAACCUACUGAAAAUUAAUGGGGAACGCAAGGAAAUAUUUAAAACGCAGGAAAUUAAUGGGUUUUACCAGAAAAAUGCCCAGAACGUACCAGAUAUUAGUGAGAAACGAGAGAAUAUAAUUUUAAACAGCAGGUGUUACCAAGAAUAAUACCCAGAAUGCACCAGAAAAUAUAAGCAAAAAAUAGAAACAAGAAAACACCAGAGAAAUUAACAAGAAAAUGUUCAUAAAAAAAAAAAUACCUUAGAAAAUUUAAUUAAAAGCAUCAUACCAUAUCAAAAAAAACAAUAUUAAAAAAACACAAUAAUAAACACUAAAACACCCAGAAUACUGAAAAAAACAUCAAUAAACACCACAAAACACCAGGAAAUGCCAGGUACAAGGGUGCUGGAGUGAGUGGUAUUAGUGUUUUGUGAGAGAUGACGAGGUGAGGGGAGAAUUGUGAAAAAAGUGUGAGGUGGAGCCAGAUUGUGCCGUGUUACCCAGUACAGACACGAUUCACAGCUCCACACAACACUGGUAGCCUCACCCGCAACUGUGACUGUGUGUGUGUGCGUGUGUAUGUGUGC